CCAUGCGGAUCCACGGCAAAGUAGUUGUGAUCGCCGUGUGUUUCGGAGUUUUCCUACUUUUGUACUUUUUGGGGGGCAACGCCGCGGACGAUCCGCUGUUGAAAGAAGUUGUAGAGGAGGAGGAGGAGGAGGACAGUAACUCUUCCCCGUCGCCCUCUGAGCUCGGACGCGAUGUUGCAGCAAAGUUUGCGAAGAAAUCCUCCGCCGGAGUCGGUGUGCGUGCGGAAGAGCCUCUCAAGAGGCGAAAAGAGGGGAGAGCGAUCAGCAGAGGGGCCAGCGUGAAUGCAAAGAGUAAAUCACCAAGUAAUGUGGCCCGACCUCUGAUAAAGCGCACACGGGCAGAGGAGGUCAUGCACCUGGCUGUGGUGGCCUGUGGGAAUCGUCUGGACGAGACCCUCACCAUGGUCAAAUCAGCCCUCCUGUUCAGCCUCAAGGGGAUCAAGUUUCACAUUUUUGCUGAGGACCCUUUGGCCCCGCAGUUUAAAGAAAGGCUGAACCAGUGGCCUCGCUCCGUCUCAGCCAAGUUCCAGUACAGUAUCUACCCCAUCACCUUCUCUGUGGGGAACGCUGACGAAUGGAAGAAGCUCUUCAAGCCGUGUGCUGCUCAGAGACUCUUCCUCCCUGUCAUCCUGAAAGACGUGGACUCAUUACUCUAUGUAGACACUGAUGUGCUGUUCCUGCGGCCCAUGGAUGAUAUCUGGAGUCUCCUCAAGUCCUUCAACAGCACCCAGCUGGCAGCAAUGGCCCCAGAGCACGAGGUCCCAAAGAUUGGCUGGUACAGCCGCUUUGCACGCCACCCUUUCUAUGGAGUCACAGGGGUCAACUCUGGUGUCAUGCUGAUGAAUCUCACAAGGAUCCGCAGCACAAUGUUCAAAAACAGUAUGAUCCCCAGUGGCCUGUCAUGGGAGGAUCUUCUACAUCCACUCUAUCAGAAGUACAAGAACCACAUCACCUGGGGAGACCAGGACCUCCUCAACAUUAUCUUCCACUACAACCCAGAGUGUCUCUUCAUCUUUCCCUGCCAGUGGAACUACAGGCCCGAUCACUGUAUGUAUGGGAGUAACUGUAAAGGGGCUGAAGAGGAGGGCGUGUCCAUCCUCCAUGGCAACCGUGGAGUGUAUCAUGAUGACAAGCAGCCAGCGUUCAAAGUAGUCUAUGAUGCAAUACGUGAUUUUCCCUUUGAGGACAACCUGUUCCAGUCGCUGUUCUACCCCAUCCAGACCAAGUUCCUGGACACAGUCAACACCCUGUGCGGUCGGAUUCCGCAAGUCUUCCUCAAGCAGAUAGAAAAGUCCAUGAGGAAGGUGUUUGAGGAGAAAGUGGUCCGACACGUCAGGCCGCACAAAUAACUGAUUGAGAAAUUGACUCCCUAGUUUAUCUGACAACACCAAGGACCAUCUUUCUGUGGAUUAUGUGUCAUACCAGCGUCUCCCAGAUUGUCGGCUCUAUGUUUGCAGUGUAUUCAACACAUAACACUUCCUGGAAUGGUCUUAUGGACAUUAUGAUCCUCUAGUGAUGGGAUGGGUAAUAAGCCUAUAUAUACAGACAAGCAUACAGUGCUGGUCAGUGAUGCCGUAGAAUAGGUUUGCCUUAUUGUUGUCUUAAACUUGCAACAUCCCAGUUAUGUACGGUGAUGAAAUGUAUGAGAAUGAUGGGGAAAAAAAAAGACUGCAUGAAUUCUUUUUUGUCAAGAAUUAUAAAAGUAUCAGCUCUUCAUCUCAAGUGUAGGCUAAAAGCAAAAUCUAAGGCAUACUGUAUGUGUGUCAACCGAGCAUUUAACAAAAGUACCUACCUUUAUUUUUCCUCAUGAACAUGGCAUACACUAAACAAAGUCAGCUUUGGACGUUACUACUUGAAGUUGUAGAUUCAUAAACCACUCGCCACAUGUGAAUGUUUUACCAGCAAAUAACUUGAAAUGUGAGCCUGUGUGAAUGAGGUGCCAAUUCUGGUCUGUUCUGCAGAUGCCAAAUGCCACUGACAGUAUUAAAUACAGCACAACAGAGGAAAUAUGGACUUUUAUGUUACAUACCCAAUGUUAAAAUGCACUUUCAGAAUGAUAUUAGGACUGGAUUGUUGUUUGUACAUAACAUGUCCACAUUAGAUGCUAAGUGAAUCGAAACCAAAAGUGCUAGCAUUUAAAAAUCGUAACAUACUACAACUGAUUAAAGUUGCAAUCAAAGUGAUUCAACCCUGCUGAGUAUGUAAGAGUUUACACAUUAAAGGUUUUCUGAAGAUCUAGAAUUUUUAUAAAUAACAUUUGCAUGAGUUGAGUGACAUAAUCAAAUUGAUAAUGAACUUGUGUAACACAUUCUUUCUGAGUCGCAGGAUCUUUUUGUAAUACAGGCCUGUCAUAAUUAUGAAACCCCUAUUUAAUAGUGCUGUUUUUUAAUCACUUACUAGUAUGUAAGGCUACCAAAUUGUUGCAAAGCACAAUUAAGCUUUUGAAAAGUCUGUAACAACAUUGAAUUUGCUUCAGCUGUGAUACAGAUAUACAUCCUCCCUAUGCCGGUGUUCAAGCUGAGUAGCAAACGGCAAAGAAAAAGGAACUGUCUCAAAAGCUAAGAGAAGAAAUUAUUUCAUUGCACCAAAAAGGCAAUGGUUACACGAAGAGAUCCAAGACACACCUUCCAAGAGACAUGGUUGACAGCAUCAUACGCAAGUUUAAAACUCCUGGUACAGCAGCAAACCUUCCUGAGCGUGGAAGAAAGAGCAAAAUUUCUCCAAGGUGAAUCAGACAUUUGAAAACAACAGCUGAGAAAAACCCUCGUGUUACUGCCAAAGACUUGCAGGAGGACCUGAUGAAGGCAGGUGCAAAUGUAUCAGUACAGACUAUAAGAAGAAUACUAAACUAGCAAGGACUUGCCCGGGAACCUUGCCACACUUGAUUCUUGACCAAAAAGCACAUUAAAAAAAAAGUCGACUUUGCAAGAAAAAAUGUGGAUAGGCCUGUAGAGUUCUGGGAGUCUGUCUAUGGAGCGAUGAGACUAAACUGGAACCGUUUGGACCCAUGGAUCAGCGAUGAUUUUGGGGUUGAAUAAUUUUGCUUACGUGCCUUUUUGGAGAAAAUUUGAUUUAUCUUUAGUACUAUUAGUAAGCUCAACAUUAUGUUUUCAAAAAUCACUCAAAUAUGUAUUAUGAAACUUUCUUUGACUGUUUACCAUGGCCUUGAUAUGUUUUCAUUGAAUUUUAUUCACAUCACUAGACUGUCUUGCCAGGUUAAGGGAUUGAAUAAUUUUGAUUGCAACUGUAUGUGCCAUAUAAAUAUUCUCGUCUGCCAUGUUUACUAUUACAAGAUAAUGAGUGGUAUAGACGUGUGUGUUUGAGACGGUAUGGUAUCUUAGUUUGUAAUAUGAUGUAUGGCCUGUUGUGAACACAUGGAUCAUAUGUUUUAGCAGCAGUACUUUCAAUGUGGUGUAAUGAUCUAAAUAUAUCAUUCAAACUGGAAACUGAAAAUGGCUGUACAGUCAACAUGUGUUUCUAAAUAAAUCAAUGCAAUGUA
This is a messenger RNA of Siniperca chuatsi (mandarin fish), 3499 nucleotides long. RefSeq names its product glucoside xylosyltransferase 2 (gene gxylt2). NCBI's taxonomy places the organism in Eukaryota, Metazoa, Chordata, Actinopteri, Centrarchiformes, Sinipercidae. Gene Ontology annotation, biological process: protein O-linked glycosylation via N-acetylgalactosamine. Bases 3 to 1349 code for a protein of 448 amino acids. Gene Ontology annotation, molecular function: UDP-xylosyltransferase activity. The record is from RefSeq and is a predicted model, not a curated record. The transcript has 7 exons.